Molecule: messenger RNA, 1389 nt
Organism: Erinaceus europaeus (western European hedgehog)
Lineage: Eukaryota; Metazoa; Chordata; Mammalia; Eulipotyphla; Erinaceidae
Gene: AP5S1
Product: adaptor related protein complex 5 subunit sigma 1
Exons: 3
Coding region: 328-933 (201 amino acids)
Biological process (GO): endosomal transport; double-strand break repair via homologous recombination
Cellular component (GO): AP-type membrane coat adaptor complex; cytosol; late endosome
Source: RefSeq, a predicted model, not a curated record
UCGGGGUGUGUUUGUGUGUGUGCACGCGAAGGUCUCUUUGGUUCUACAGUGGAGACUGGCCGCACCCAGAGUCCAGACUAGUGCCCUAGGUCCGCCUGUCAGCGCCUGCUCUGGCAGCGUAGUGUUGGACAGGAGACCUUGCUCAUCCUGAACGCGUCACGCUCGUGCGCGCCCGGGCCCAGAGUGAUGUGCGCAGGCGCCCAGGGGUAGCGCAGCCGCCAUUGCUUCCCGUUGCCUACUGGAACGGCCAGUUAGUAGACGUCCACGGAGUUGGGAGGGCUUUUCUCAUCAAGAUCUCUGGCAUCAUUGUAGCACUCAUUUAGAAUCAUGGUCUACGCUUUCCUCAUCCACACCCUGCGAGCCCCCCAGGCUCAAGAAGACACUGGAUUUUGCAGAGUGCUGUACUCUUGCUUCUUUGGUGCUGAGAAUUCCACUGAUGACUCCUCGCCUCACAGUGCUGAGAGAGACAGGCUCCUUCGCAAAGAGCAGAUGUUGGCAGUGGCCAGACAGGUAGAGUCCAUGUACCAGCUGCAGCAGCAGGCAUCUGGCCGCCCCUUUCUGGACCUACAGCCUCAGUCCUCAGAUGAGCCAGUGCCUGUUCAUGAGGCCCCACGUGGGGCCUUCCACCUGACAGCAGGGAACCCUUUCCAAGAGCCUCGGACAGUGAUGUGGCUGGGCAUACUAUCCUUCGGCUUCGCCUUGGUGCUGGAUGCCCAUGACAACCUGCUGCUGGCUGAGAGCACACUCAAGCUGCUGACGCGCCUCCUCUUCGACCACCUGCGGCUGCUGGCCCCUGGCAGCAACCUCCUGCUUCGAGCUGACCAUAUUGAAAGUAUCCUCAUUCGCUUCUUGCCCCACGGCCAGCUGCUCUUCCUCAAUGACCAGUUCGUUCAGUGUCUAGAGAAGGAACUUAAUGCCACCUGCUCCCGCUGACCCUUCACUUGGGACUUUCCAAGGGGGAAGGCAGGAAGAAUGGGACAGACACACAGUCAGGUGAAGCUUCACACCUAUCUCCUGCUCUGGUAUGGUACCAUAUUCAGGGCAAGUGGAUAGGACAAGUUGUCAGAAAAAGGAACCAGGCAGAGGAUGGAUGGCAGGCUAUGCUUAUCCUUAGAAAUCUCUUAGAGGGAGUCGGGCGGUAGCACAGUGGGUUAAACGCAGGUGGUGCAAAGUGCCCCCGCUCCCCACCUGCAGGGGGUAGCUUCACAAGUGGUGAAGCAGGUCUGCAGGUGUCUAUCUUUCUCUCCCCCUCUCUGUCUUCCUCUCCUUUCUCCAUUUCUCUCUGUCCUUUCCAAUAACAAUGACAUCAGUAACAACAACAAUAAUAACUGCAACAAUAAAACAACAAAGGCAACAAAAGGGAAUGAAUAAAUAUAAAUAGAAAUCUCU